AUGGCUCGCUCCUCGUGCUUCUACAUGUCCAUAAACUUGCUUUUCUUGUACUUGUGGUCACAUCCUAUUGGUGCUCACAAUCUCUCUCGUUCUGUAAAACCUCUGUGUCUCGAGAACGAAAUAUCUGCACUGCUGCAGUUUAAAGAGAGAUACGACAUCGCCAAUGUUUCGAGGGGUCCUCUCACUCGUCCCAAGAUUCUAUCCUGGAAUAAAGGUCGGGAUUGCUGCUCCUGGGAUGGAAUCGAGUGUGACGAGAACACCGGCCAUGUAAUUAUUCUCAACUUGAGAAGUAGUUUUCUCUAUGGUUCCAUCGACAGCAACAGUACCCUCUUCCAGCUUGCUCACCUUGAAAAGCUCGAUCUCAGCGACAAUCACUUCAACUAUUCUCAGAUACCGUCCCGAAUUGGGGAUCUAUUGAGAUUGACUUAUCUCAAUGUCUCUUAUUCCGUAUUUUCCGGUCGAGUCCCAUCAGAAAUCUUCAAGCUGACAAGGUUGGUGUACCUUGACCUGUGUUGCAAUCUCGAUCCAUAUACUUCUACACGUUUGUUGGAAAUGCAACCACUAGGCCUGAGAAGCCUAGCUCAAAAUCUGACCAGCCUGGAAGUACUGUCCCUUGGUGUCGUCGCUAUGUCGGCCAAAGUGCCCAACACUUUGGCCAAUCUGUCUUCCCUAAGAGCGCUGCAAAUGGAUGUGUGCGACCUGCACGGUGUAUUCCCGUCCGCCAUUUUCAAUUUACCAAAGUUGAUAUAUCUCGGGGUGGCUGACAAUAAAGCUCUCAUAGGACAAUUGCCUUACUUCAACUCAAGUAGUCCUCUUAAACAACUGCGAGUGCCUGGCACGAGCUUUUCUGGAAAGCUACCCGCUUCAAUCGGAUCCAUCCCGGCUUCAUUUGCUAAUCUUAGCAACCUCGAAUACCUGAGUGUCAGCAUGAGCCCAUUCACUGCCCAGACCAUUUCCUAUUUGUCAUGGAUUUGGAAGAUUAAGAAGCUUGCCUCUUUGUAUCUCCAGAAAAUCAAUUUAUAUGGCGAGAUUCCACCUUCAAUUGGAAACUUGUCUCAACUAGUGGAGUUAAGCUUUCUUGGCAACCAAUUAAGCGGAGAGAUCCUGGGUGCCAUUGGUGAUCUUAAAGGAUUGCAGGGAUUGAACCUUUCAAAUAAUCUCCUCACUGGUCAAAUCCCACCAUUGUUAGGGAAUCUCAAAGCGCUCGAGUCAUUGGACCUUUCUUUGAACAAACUCUCGGGACAGAUCCCCCAGAAGCUAACAGAACUCGGGUUCCUUUCUGUCUUGAACAUGUCUUACAACAAUCUGACUGGGUCUGUGCCUAGAGGGAAACAGUUUGAUACGUUUUCAAACAAUUCUUUCGAAGGAAACUCGGGACUAUGUGGGGAAUUCAUAUCCACAAAAUGUCAAGAUUCGAGGAUAAGUCGGACAACCUUCAACCCACCAAGAAGAAGGCCUGGGAUCGGCAAUUGA
Eucalyptus grandis is the source of this 1473-nucleotide messenger RNA. RefSeq names its product receptor-like protein 7. NCBI's taxonomy places the organism in Eukaryota, Viridiplantae, Streptophyta, Magnoliopsida, Myrtales, Myrtaceae. Bases 1 to 1473 code for a protein of 490 amino acids. The transcript has 3 exons. Gene Ontology annotation, molecular function: protein binding. The record is from RefSeq and is a predicted model, not a curated record.